AAUAAUAAUAAUAAUAAUAAUAAUAAUAAUAAUAAUAAUAAUAAUAAUAAUAAUAAUAAUAAUAAUAAUAAUAAUAAUAAUAAUAAUAAUAAUAAUAAUAAUAAUAAUAAUAAUAAUAAUAAUAAUAAUAAUAAUAAUAAUAAUAAUAAUAAUAAUAAUAAUAAUAAUAAUAAUAAUAAUAAUAAUAAUAAUAAUAAUAAUAAUAAUAAUAAUAAUAAUAAUAAUAAUAAUAAUAAUAAUAAUAAUAAUAAUAAUAAUAAUAAUAAUAAUAAUAAUAAUAAUAAUAAUAAUAAUAAUAAUAAUAAUAAUAAUAAUAAUAAUAAUAAUAAUAAUAAUAAUAAUAAUAAUAAUAAUAAUAAUAAUAAUAAUAAUAAUAAUAAUAAUAAUAAUAAUAAUAAUAAUAAUAAUAAUAAUAAUAAUAAUAAUAAUAAUAAUAAUAAUAAUAAUAAUAAUAAUAAUAAUAAUAAUAAUAAUAAUAAUAAUAAUAAUAAUAAUAAUAAUAAUAAUAAUAAUAAUAAUAAUAAUAAUAAUAAUAAUAAUAAUAAUAAUAAUAAUAAUAAUAAUAAUAAUAAUAAUAAUAAUAAUAAUAAUAAUAAUAAUAAUAAUAAUAAUAAUAAUAAUAAUAAUAAUAAUAAUAAUAAUAAUAAUAAUAAUAAUAAUAAUAAUAAUAAUAAUAAUAAUAAUAAUAAUAAUAAUAAUAAUAAUAAUAAUAAUAAUAAUAAUAAUAAUAAUAAUAAUAAUAAUAAUAAUAAUAAUAAUAAUAAUAAUAAUAAUAAUAAUAAUAAUAAUAAUAAUAAUAAUAAUAAUAAUAAUAAUAAUAAUAAUAAUAAUAAUAAUAAUAAUAAUAAUAAUAAUAAUAAUAAUAAUAAUAAUAAUAAUAAUAAUAAUAAUAAUAAUAAUAAUAAUAAUAAUAAUAAUAAUAAUAAUAAUAAUAAUAAUAAUAAUAAUAAUAAUAAUAAUAAUAAUAAUAAUAAUAAUAAUAAUAAUAAUAAUAAUAAUAAUAAUAAUAAUAAUAAUAAUAAUAAUAAUAAUAAUAAUAAUAAUAAUAAUAAUAAUAAUAAUAAUAAUAAUAAUAAUAAUAAUAAUAAUAAUAAUAAUAAUAAUAAUAAUAAUAAUAAUAAUAAUAAUAAUAAUAAUAAUAAUAAUAAUAAUAAUAAUAAUAAUAAUAAUAAUAAUAAUAAUAAUAAUAAU
Eupeodes corollae is the source of this 1191-nucleotide messenger RNA. RefSeq names its product probable serine/threonine-protein kinase clkA. The record is from RefSeq and is a predicted model, not a curated record. The transcript has 2 exons. NCBI's taxonomy places the organism in Eukaryota, Metazoa, Arthropoda, Insecta, Diptera, Syrphidae. The annotation marks the transcript as partial.